Oncorhynchus tshawytscha (Chinook salmon) is the source of this 4408-nucleotide messenger RNA. RefSeq names its product C2 domain-containing protein 2. NCBI's taxonomy places the organism in Eukaryota, Metazoa, Chordata, Actinopteri, Salmoniformes, Salmonidae. The record is from RefSeq and is a predicted model, not a curated record. The coding region runs from base 858 to 2996 and encodes 712 amino acids. The transcript has 13 exons.
CGAUUUCGGUCAUCGUUGGUAUCGGAGAUGCUCUGCAAGUUUGAGAUGAGGCUUUAUAAGAAAUUAUCAUUUUCCCCUCCGCUGUUUAAAGCUAGCCACAUAUUAGUUUCACUUUGUUUUACACCAUGGACGCCAGAAAUGAUUCAUGGACAUUACAUUUUGGAAUACGUGUUACUGGGUAGCAGCUAGCUAACUUGCUUUUACUAGAAUACACGUUAGCUAGCAAUCGAAUGAAAGAAAGGUCUGAAGUUAGCUAACUUUUAUGAAAAGCUAGUAACCAUGUGUAGUUGACUUACUGUUGUUGGCUAUCUAGCCAAAGACAGACAUUUGAUACAAUGUUGUUCAGCUAGAGCUGUGGAACUUACUUAGAAGCUUGGUAAAACUUAACGUUACUCAGAAUAACACUCACGUUAUUUUAGCUAGCUACUUGCAAUAAAGGAAACCAAGUAUUUUACUUGCUUGUUUUUAGCUACCUAGCUAGCAUUCUUCUGACUACCGUUGUCAAACCAGAUAACGUUAGAUAGCAAGAUUACAUCCUUGAGAAGUCUGUCGCCAGCCAAGUUACUCGUCUUGGGUAUUUUAUUUUCGUUUAAAGUUGCGCCUCAGUCAGGAGCCAGGAUAUUAUUGACAAGAGGCUAACAUUAGCUUUCAUACUGGUUCAGUGGUUGAACUUGUGGUGGCAAGGCUAGCUCCCAUUGCUAUAAUAGUUGGAUUUCGUCCUCCGUUAGCUAGCUGUCUUGAAUGACAGGGACUUUCUUGCAAAGAUCAUCGGACCAUGUUUUUGUACUGGUCUUACUUUUAAGGGACCAUUGUUAUUAGCUAAAUACAUAGCUAGCUAAACAAGUAAAUUGCUGAGGAUGCCUGGCUCAGAAAUUAAUCUUUCAAAUGCUGAUUUGGGAGAAUUUGACUCAGAAAGUCUCCCUUCAAACUCCGGUUUGGGAGACUUGCCAUGGCUUUGCAUGGUUACGCUGUUCAUUGCCUCCAUCAUUACAUUGAUACUGUAUCUAGUACAGUAUUUUUACAGCGAUCUACGGAUACAGAUGCCUGAGCAAAACAAUGCUGGUUCGGGGGAAGCGGACGUUCUGUUGGGAUGGGCGCUUUCACUGAACAGUUGGAAAAGUCAAUGGAGAGGGGCUUGGUGCAGAGCUUUGAAUGACGAAUCGACGAAGUCUGGGUGCCCAGUGCAACUAAUAUUAGAAGAGGAUGGCCUCGAGUCAUCAGAACUGGUGGUUGGCCAAGUGUCCAGCUUCAAGAAGUCUGCUAGUCAGAAGGCUGCACGAUGCAAGGUGGUCGGGGACAAGCUUCAGUUCUCCCUCAGUGCUUCACCAUCAGCCAUGUCUCCAGGAGAUCCCUGUAGGUACAGCGUAAAGAUAUCUCCACUUGAACUGCAGUUGGACUUGCAGAUGAGGGAGGCUGAAGGGCAGGUCCAGGUGGUCUGGGGGGUGUGCCAUCUCGAGACUUGGGACCUGCAGCUCAGCCCCAGCUUCACACAGGACCAUGCCACAGGCCCCGGUGUGGCUGCAGUAAAGGACAGGCUGAGACAGCUGCUGUGUGCGGUGCGUCCCUCCAUUAUGCUGAGUUGCAGGCCUGCUCAGGCCACAGAGGUCAAGGAGGCCCGUAACAAGGUGACAUCACCGCCCAAGCCCCCCCGCGCUCACGACUGGAAGCUGCUGGUAAAGAAUAUCCGGGUAACGUGUAAGGAGCAGGAGGACGGUGCUGCAGGCAGUCUGAAUCCCCUGUGUGUGCUGCAGCUAGAUGACCCUCCACAGAAACUCUCCACUUCAGUCCUACAGAACACAGCCAGUCCAGCCUGGGACCAGCCCUUCAUCUUUGAGCUGAAUGGACGAUCAAAAGAGCUGAAAAUUCAGCUGCUUGAUGAUGGGAAACCGCAGGAGAACUCCUUACUGGGUCAAGUGUCUGUGCCUUUUGAUCUGGUGAAGAAGCAGCCCAAAGGACAGCAAACAUUUACACUCAUGACCAAAGAUCAAGUGACAGGGUCACUUACUGCUGAGUUGACCUACCUGAAACCCAGUGAGGUGCGGUCGUGGCAGUCCCCUACUCCAGCCCCCACUAAGAGAGUGGAGAUGGACCGCACGGUCAUGCCCUGCGGUACUGUGGUCACCACAAUCACUGCAGUGAAGAGUAAACCAGGUCGACCACUACUGCCUGGACUAAAUAUAACCCAGCAGACCCCCUCCAAUCCUCCCAGCGGCACCAAGUCCAAGGUGUCAGGACGAAGGGUGUCGGCGCAGCCGUCCGUGCUGGGGAUCAUGGGGAGCAAGGCCUUGUCCUCCUCCGACACAGAGCUACUCAUGCUCAACGGGACCGACCCCGUUGCCGAGGCUGCCAUCCGCCAACUCCACGAGUCCGCCAAGCAGAAGCUCAAGUCCCCGGUCAAGAAGAGCACCAUCAUCAUCUCAGGAGUGACCAAGACUCCUCUGUCUCAGGAUGAUGAGAUGGCUCUGAUGGCGGGCUAUGCUGCUGCGAUGGACGCCUCUAUGUCGGAGGGGGGAUCUCAGGAGAUCGCUGUGGCAACUGCAUCAGUAGUAAAAGCCAGUAGCAAACCCCUGGAGGUGUCGUCAGACCCCCAGGAGGGCCCCAGUGGAGUGGCCCAGGCUCAAGCCCAGCAGGCCCCGGAGGACUUGGAGUGCCAAGCAGGACAGGGCACAGACCAAGAUCCAGACAAAACCUCCAUGUCACUAUGCAUCUCAGAGUCUGGAUCCAAAAAGAGCAGAGGAGGUAGCUUCCUGCACAGGAGUGCCAAGCUGUUCUUCCGCCGGCGCCGCCAGUGCAAAGACCCGGGGAUGAGCCAGUCGCACAACGACCUGGUGUACUUGGAGCAGCCUUUGACUGUAGACCGGGAGAAACGCACGUCCACCUUCAGCCGGAUGCUGAACCGCAAGCUGCUGCCCACGAGCAAGAGCACAGCCAACGGCUCCACCACCACCCAAACAGUGACACCCGUUCCUACCCCAGGGGAGCAGCAUGCAGCCUGACCCCCCCACUCCACCACCCCUACCACCCUCUCCUUCCCCUCUAGGCCUCCAGCCCCCCUCUACUUCCCCUACGAUGGUCCUCUACCCCCCCCUCCACACCACCACCCUCUCCUUCCACUCUGAUAGUCCUCCACCCCCCACUCCACCACCCUUUUCUUCCCCUCCGAUAGUUCUCCACUCCACCACGCUCUCCUUCCCCUCCGAUAGUUCUCCACCCCCACUCCACCACCCUUUUCUUCCCCUCUGAUAGUUCUCCACCCCCCCCACUCCACCACCCUUUUCUUCCCCUCCGAUAGUUCUCCACCCCCUCCCACUCCACCACCCUUUUCUUCCCCUCCGAUAGUUCUCCACUCCACCACUCUCCUUCCCCUCCGAUAGUUCUCCACCACCCACACUCUACCACCCUCUUCUUCCCCUCCGAUAGUUCUCUACUCCACCACGUCUCCUUCCCCUCCGAUAGUUCUCCACCACCCACACUCCACCACCCUUUUCUUCCCCUCCGAUAGUACUCACCACCCUCUUCUUCCCCUCCGAUAGUUCUCCACUCCACCACGUCUCCUUCCCCUCCGAUAGUUCUCCACCCCCUCCCACUCCACCACCCUUUUCUUCCCCUCCGAUAGUUCUCCACUCCACCACUCUCCUUCCCCUCCGAUAGUUCUCCACCACCCACACUCUACCACCCUCUUCUUCCCCUCCGAUAGUUCUCUACUCCACCACGUCUCCUUCCCCUCCGAUAGUUCUCCACCACCCACACUCCACCACCCUUUUCUUCCCCUCCGAUAGUACUCACCACCCUCUUCUUCCCCUCCGAUAGUUCUCCACUCCACCACGUCUCCUUCCCCUCCGAUAGUUCUCCACCCCCUCCCACUCCACCACCCUUUUCUUCCCCUCCGAUAGUUCUCCGCUCUACCACCCUUUUCUUCCCCUCCGAUAGUUCUCCGCUCCACCACCCUUUUCUUCUCCUCCAAUAGUUCUCCGCUCCACCACCCUUUUCUUCCCCUCCGAUAGUACUCACCACCCUCUUAUUCCCCCGAUAGUUCUCCACCCCCUCCCACUCCACCACCCUUUUCUUCUCCUCCGAUAGUUCUCCGCUCUACCACCCUUUUCUUCUCCUCCGAUAGUUCUCCGCUCUACCACCCUUUUCUUCUCCUCCGAUAGUUCUCCGCUCGACCACCCUUUUCUUCUCCUCCGAUAGUUCUCCGCUCGACCACCCUUUUCUUCCCCUCCGAUAGUUCUCCGCUCUACCACCCUUUUAUUCUCUUCCGAUAGUUCUCCGCUCUACCACCCUUUUCUUCUCCUCCGAUAGUUCUCCGCUCUACCACCCUUUUCUUCCCCUCCGAUAGUUCUCCGCUCUACCACCCUUUUCUUCUCCUCCGAUAGUUCUCCGCUCUACCACCCUUUUCUUCUCCUCC